Molecule: messenger RNA, 2622 nt
Organism: Aspergillus steynii IBT 23096
Lineage: Eukaryota; Fungi; Ascomycota; Eurotiomycetes; Eurotiales; Aspergillaceae
Product: proliferating cell nuclear antigen
Exons: 9
Coding region: 1-2622 (873 amino acids)
Biological process (GO): regulation of DNA replication; mismatch repair; leading strand elongation
Cellular component (GO): PCNA complex
Molecular function (GO): DNA polymerase processivity factor activity; DNA binding; myosin binding
Source: RefSeq, a predicted model, not a curated record
AUGGAAUCUCUCGUCUAUGAAGAUUCGCCGCUGGCAGAGUACCUUCAGGGGGAAGGCGAACACGACCCGAACUGGCCUGUUCAGGAAUCCGAGAACUCCGACGAUGUCUCCGAUUCGACCGCAGCAGACUUCGCCCCGCGAGGAACGUCGAAGUUCCAGAGCCGGAUUCGAAAUAAACUCCCCAAGCCCCUGGACUUGAAGGUAUCGCACCAGAAAGCGGCCCUGGGGAAGAUUUACGACACUUGCACGUCCGCUUUGAACGCGCGAAUCGCCCGGAGCGACAAUGAACGGUUUCUGGAACAGUUCGGCUACGUUAUCGUUGCAUCCCAGUUGUUGAAUGAGCACAGCGCCCCUUCCUAUACAUCAGCCGCCGACGUUCUGUCCACCUCGCAGCCCGCAGAUCUUCCCUCGCUUUCCACGACGUUCGGACUACAAGGGGCGGUUGUCACCGCCUCGACUUCAUUCUCGAUCGCUUGGUUAUUACAUUGGAGUCGAUCUCGCACCGGAACCGGCAUCAAUCCUCGCAAAGUCGGCGUUCUCCUAAUCCUCGUCCCGGUGAUUGGAGUCUUCUUCUACGCUUUUGCCAAACGACAAUGGCUCAAAUACUUGCGGCAUCAAGCCGUGGAAGCGGCCGCGUCUUUCAUCAGUAACGCUCAGGGAUUCGAUUCCGCCGCGUCUGCAUCGGUUGUGUUCAUUCAGGAAGUUGAGCUGGUCUCAAGAGGUUACCGGAUAAGUACACCCAUGCCUCCUAUCAGUCGUCUUGAAGAUCAGGCCCAAACGCGACGUUGCCUGAGAUUGCGUCGGACCGUCUCCGAGAGCUUCUUUUCCAUGUUGGGUCGGUACAUUCGGGCGCAGCGCAUUUUGCAACCGCUCACGGAUGACGCGAAUUUGGCCAAAUACUACGACAUCUACGACAUCACCGAAGAGGAGCUUAUCGAAGCCGAAUCGACCUUGAAUGAGCGCACAACCGAUGAUCAAUAUUCUCUGCGCGCUCUGCGUACUCUGUUCGGAAGGUUGUAUAUCGUCAGGAAGAGCAUUCUUUGCUGUCUUUUGGCUCUCGGCGCCGACGGCGGCGGAUCGGAUAUCGCAAGAUGGAGCACUGCCGUUGAGCAAAUGCGCGACUUGUCUGAACUUACUGGGCACAAUGUCCGCAAAAUGAGCAACAUUCUUAACGAAGACGACCGUGAAGCUAUUCCUCCUUCCCCUCUGCCCACGGCUUCUCCGAACAAGGAAGGUCUCCGUGCUCAAUACCGAAAGCUCAACUCGCUCUCACAAGGAAUCCGUGCGCUCCAUGCCAAAAUGCACAUCAUUCGGGAACUUUCCAGCGCCAAUCUUGAGCGUGCGGACACUGGUGACAUCGAACCGACCCUGCUAUCGCAAUACGAAUCGAUAGGAACGGACAUCAAAAGCAUUCUUCAGGAAUGGGAGGCUGGGAAAUCGGCUCUCGCGAACAACAUGGCCAAACAGUCGAGCAUAGACCGUCUUUCGCGACCACCGAGCGGACUGUCACCCAUGCCCAUGUCUCCGACGCCUAGCCUAGGCGGGGCUACAGCGGUGGAAGGUAGCCCGACUGACGCACUCAAGGCCCUGAAUGGCGAACGACCGGACUCGAGUCUCAUCCAAAACACCGAUGACGAGGAGAUCUUUGAAGCUGUGGCUCUUCCGGCCCGUGCCAGCAAACGGAUGUCCAUGACGCGAGAGGAGCGCAUCGCCCGGGUCAAAGAAGACCGAGCCAAACAGGCGGCCGCCAGAGACCGUGUGGACGCAAACACCCAUAUGUUAAAGGAGCUCGAGAUGGUCAUCAAGCAGCGACCUAAGACAUCCCUCGCCUCAAAACGGGUCACGAUGUUGGAAGCUCGCCUAGAACAAGCCUCGCUCCUGAAGAAGGUCGUCGAUGCCAUCAAAGACCUUGUCCAGGACUGCAACUUCGACUGCAAUGACUCCGGAAUCGCCCUCCAGGCCAUGGACAACUCCCACGUUGCCCUGGUCUCCAUGCUCCUGAAGGCCGAGGGUUUCUCUCCCUACCGCUGCGACCGCAACAUUGCCCUCGGUAUCAACCUGGUGUCCCUGACCAAGGUUCUGCGGGCCGCCCAGAACGAGGAUAUCCUGACCCUGAAGGCGGACGACUCGCCCGACGCCGUCAACCUCAUGUUCGAGAGCGCCGAGACCGACCGGCUAAGCGAGUACGAUAUCAAGUUGAUGGACAUUGACCAGGAGCACCUGGCCAUUCCCGAGACGGAGUACGCCGCUACGGUUGAGAUGCCCUCGGCGGAAUUCCAGCGCAUCUGCAGAGAUCUGCACGCUCUGUCUGAGUCCGUUGUCAUCGAGGCCACCAAGGAGGGUGUCAAGUUCUCCUGCCAGGGUGACAUUGGCAGUGGCUCCGUUACCAUCCGCCAGCACACCAACGUCGACAAGCCCGACCAGAACGUUUCCAUUGCCCUCAGCGAACCCGUUGCCCUUACCUUCUCCCUCAAGUACCUUGUCAACUUCUGCAAGGCUACCAACCUGUCCGGCACGGUGUCUCUCUGCUUGUCUCAGGAGGUGCCUCUGCUCGUGGAAUACGGUCUUGGAAGCGGUCACUUGCGAUUCUACCUUGCUCCUAAGAUCGGUGAUGAGGAGUAA